Dreissena polymorpha is the source of this 2674-nucleotide messenger RNA. RefSeq lists its product as uncharacterized. NCBI's taxonomy places the organism in Eukaryota, Metazoa, Mollusca, Bivalvia, Myida, Dreissenidae. Gene Ontology annotation, cellular component: membrane. Bases 139 to 975 code for a protein of 278 amino acids. The transcript has 4 exons. The record is from RefSeq and is a predicted model, not a curated record. Gene Ontology annotation, biological process: immune response. Gene Ontology annotation, molecular function: tumor necrosis factor receptor binding.
GGCGCUGUUAUAAAAAACAUCAAUAUUCGCUAAAAAUCAUUUACAGCUUACAUAGAUUUAUAUACAUUUUCCAUAUUCCUUGUUGUCUACAUAACUGAAGUAAAUAAUUUCACAUUACUUUUAAAGUAAAAUAAAAACAUGCAAGGUAAAAUUGUGGCAAGUAGCGAGAUACCCCGGGUACACGGAGAGGACAGUGUGACUACCAACUGGGCGGGCCAGAGGGAGGGCCCGCACUACGUGGAUAGCCCUUCGAUGCCGCUCCGGGUGUCACGUGUCCAGACGUAUCUACCCAUGUACACGGAGCCCGAGAAAACAGCGACUGGAAACUGUCGACUACUGAAACGGCUGUUCAGAGCCACUAUAAACAUCGUCAUAACAGUCGCAAUAUCAGUGUUCGUGACAUAUUGCUUAAUCUACAACCACUUUAUAGCCGAUAAGAUCGGACACAAUGUUGCGGAAGCAAGAGAAAAAAUUAAUCCAACGAACAAAGUAUCGACAUUCGGAGCACUAGCAGGCGAUACAUCGAUGCCUGCCAAUCAGCAUAAUGUGUAUGCUGUGUUCUCUCUGGACCAAGUCGCGUUGAAUAACACUGGAGACAUUAGAUGGCUAAAAUCGGACGGUUCGGAUUCUGUAACCCCAAACAAGACUGACAGCUGUGUCGUAGUUAAACAAGGAGGUCUUUAUGGCGCUUUUUCGCAGAUAACAUUCAAGUUCAGCCCUUCGUCGAAGGAACGUGUCGGUCACAGUAUCUACGUGAUCAGACACGGCACCGCAAACGAAACCAUGAUCCAAAAGAGGAACCUUGAUAAGCCGCAACUGCGACUGGAGACACACACGUUUUUGCAGCCCAGCAAUAUCAACGCGUUCGUAAGCCUCAGUUCAGGAGAUCAGGUGUGUGUAAACCCGUCUCCCCCGGAUAUGGUCUACAAAUCGGCAGUGGACAAUAUUCUGACUGUUGUAAGAUUAGCUAUGUGAUCCAUGUCAUCUUUUGUUGUUUAGCUUAAUGUUAUUUAUUUAUUUAUUUUUUAAUGUUUUGUACAUUGAUUUUUUUAAAAUAUGUACUAUUUUGUCCUCACUAUAUUGUCUUUUUCAUCUGCGAAACGUUCUUUGCUAAAAGCGCUUGUGUUAUGUACCGGUUGUGUCCUUACAUUACCCAACACAGACUGUGAUAAGUACGUUUAUUCGUAACAUGACAAUGCCUAUGGUCCAUCGCAUUAACCCAUGAAAUAACACCUAUCUAGAUUUUUAGCUAUGGUGUGUAGCAUUCAUGUCGCAUGUCCUAUGUAUGAUUAUUUGUUUAACACGUAUGAAGCAAUAUACACUUACGGGUACUAUGCAAUAGUUACUUGUCCUUUCAACAUUAAUCAUUUACUACUAUAAGUAUUUGAUAUACCAAUGUAACAUUUCCAAUUCUUUAACUGGUGCAGAUUUAUUAUUCAUAAUAAAAUUCAUAUCGUCAAAAUACAUGAUAAAAUAUUCGUACAUAUUCAAAACUGAUGUACUGUGCUUAGAAUAUAGCAUGGGCAUAGACAUUUAUACUAUCAGCUGAUGUCACCUUAACUCUGCAAACUCGACAUUUGUAAAUAAUUCGCACACACAUGACUCAAUACUCAUAUUUAGACGCUUCAAUGAAAGUGCCGCUGUUUAAAACUGAGCAUAACAAAGAAGACAACUUAAACUGUGUACAUGAUUAUUGGUUAAUCAGGUAAACUCGACUUAGAACUCUUUGAUAAUCUGAUCUAUAAUUUCUACUUGUAUGUGAUAUUCGUGUUUGGAUUUACAACAUGAAUACAAUCGUGUUUACAUCGUGAUUAUACCUUUACAAUUUUUACCUUACACAUUUCCGUCUGCCUUUUUUAAUUCCAUCAUGUCUAAAUCAGUGACAGGUUCGCUAUUCCCAGCGUGUUCUUAUAUGCAUUCCUAUACACCAAGUUGUACAUCUACAGACGCCGAUGUUUGAAGCCAUAUAAAUACUCAAAAUUAACUAAUAUUUCGUAAAUUAAUGUCAUUGAGACACAAAAAAUAAAAACGAAUAUUGUGUAUCUCUUUAAUCUGUGUUACCAUACCACAUCUAGCAUUGAAAUUGUGUCUAUUGCUAUAAGGAACACUAAUUGUUUAUGGGUUAACUUUAUUUUACGAAAUAUUUUACGAAAUAUUCGUUGAUUGUGUGUAUUUAUAUGGCUUUAAAUCUCAACGGUUGAACGUCAGAUUUUUUUAAAUGGAGAGUCAUUUGCUAAAAAACUAAUUACCAUGCUGACUUAUUGUUUAAUGUCGUUCUUGUUUUGUUAUAACUGUUUAUGCACGAAUUUAUGUUUCCUCAUAUGUUUGUUCUUGUUGAUCCUGAGUUUGUUAUGAUAUUUCUCAAAAAUCAGGAUAGUAGCUGUUGAAUGUUACCACCCCGGGCAUGAUCAGUGUAAAAUAAGUGAAUAAUAAGUUUAUAAAAAUUGCCACUAACGCUUAAAACAAUUUACUAGAGAAUACCUUAUUUAUCAUUGACAAACCACAUGAAAGCUCAGCAAUGUAUAAACUGAUAAACAAUGGGAUCAAAACUUCUAAUGUGGUAUCGCUAAGCGUGGAAGAAUAGUCGACCUUGUUAAACUUGUGUUUUUUUUAUUGAUAGUUAACUUUUACAGAAAUUCCCCUUGAACUGCUUAGGCCAUAUUAUAUAUAUGCU